AUGUUGUUCUUCUUUUCGUAUGCUUUCGCCGCUUUGGUUGGAGCUGCUCUUGCGUUUUCUGAUACCGGGAGCCCAUUGUGGACAAUUGGUCGCUCAGUCACGACUUCGAGCGGGCGAGUAGAAGGACACAGCGCAGCAAAUGCCCCGUUUGUCUCAGAGUAUCUCGGCAUCCCAUACGCCAUCCCUCCAGUUGGUGACUUGCGUUGGGCCGCACCAAGGCCAUUCAGAGCUUUCAAGAAUUCAUAUGUCAAUGGCACUUCUUUUGGAUACUCCUGUCCAUCAAUUGGAGGUGCAACGUUCCAGGCUGUGCUGUCUUAUACCGGAAAUCUCAACCUCACAGUACCGGCGAUCCAGGUCUUGGAUUCGAUGAUCGGGCAGUCGGAAGACAUAUUUAGUGAGGACUGCCUCACACUCAACAUUUGGACUAAGCCACAGACUGGAGAGCGGAAGAAGGCGGUCAUGCUCUACCUUCACGGUGGAGCCUUUACCACUGGUACCUCCAACAUUCGAGCAUACAAUGGUCAGCACCUGGCGGACACUGAGGAUAUUGUCGUGGUCACUAUCAAUUACCGUCUCAAUAUCUUCGGCUUUCCGGGAGCUUUAAAUGCGAGGAACAAUCUUGGAUUACUGGAUCAGCGAAUUGCGCUGGAGUGGACUAGAGACAACAUUCGCGCUUUCGGUGGCGAUCCAGAUCGUAUCACGGUGGUAGGCGAAUCAGCAGGUGCAAGUUCGGUCGACUUCUACUCUUUCGCCUGGACUCGGGAUCCCAUCGCGGCAGGAUUCAUAGCGCAAUCUGGAACUGCAAACGUCGCCGUCUCUGCCAGAACCUCCACCGAACUGUGGUACUCGGCUGUAAGCGAGCUCAACUGCGGCAAUGUGACUUCGAAUCCCGAUGUGGUUCUCUCCUGUAUGCGGUCCAGAGACCAGACGACUAUCCUCAGGGUCGUCGCAGCACUACCGGAUUUUGGCCCGGCCGUCGACAACAUAACGGUAUUUGCAGACAAUUUUGCUCGCGCUUCUGCUGGCAAUUUUAUCCAAAAGCCAUACCUCAUCGGCAUCAACGACAACGAGGUCGGCUUCUUUCGUAUUUUGUACGAGGCAGCCGGGUACGUUCACUCAGAAGGAUGGUGGGUGCUUAAAGGCCAGAGUGCCUUCAACUGUGGAGCUGCGCAGCGAUCGAAGUUCUCCGCUGCCAAAGUCCCGACGUGGCGGUACCGCUACUUUGGAGACUUCCCCAACCUGUCUCUAUCUCCGGCUUCGGGAGCAUGGCAUGGAUCGGAGGUCCCCAUGAUUUUUGGCACGGACCUCGAGAUCCAAAACUACACAGCACGUACUGCCUCUCAAUCCAUAACGGCCAGUUAUAUCCGAAGUGCUUGGUCUGCGUUCGUGAAAGACCCAGAGGCUGGGCUGACCAAGCAAGUAUACCUCUCCUAUGGCUGGCCUCGGUACAAUGCAGAUACAGCAACGCUUGUCAUGUUGGCAUACAAUGAUAACGGAACGGGAACUAGCUUCAGCCUACCUGCUGACUACGACUUCCUCUGCCCGUGGGUCUUCCCGCUGGGACGAAUGCUUCUGUCCAACUCGUCACAAUCUGCAGUUGAUAUGCUGGCCGAGUUUACGAAGGCGAUGGCGGGGGAGGUGCUGGGUCUGUUUGCUGUCUAA
Molecule: messenger RNA, 1662 nt
Organism: Drepanopeziza brunnea f. sp. 'multigermtubi' MB_m1
Lineage: Eukaryota; Fungi; Ascomycota; Leotiomycetes; Helotiales; Drepanopezizaceae
Source: RefSeq, a predicted model, not a curated record